AUGUCUUCCGGCGACACUUGUGAUCAUCCUCGUGUAGGCUUAGGUGUUUUCGUGGUUCGUGAUAACAAAUUUCUCCUCGGAAAACGAAAAGGAGCUCACUGCGCCGGAACUUGGCAACUUCCUGGAGGUAGCCUGGAAUUUGGUGAAUCAUUCGUAGAUUGUGCAGAACGAGAAGUUUUAGAGGAGACAAGUCUUGAGAUAAAGAAUAUAACAUUUCAAGCAGUGACGAAUGAUCCAAUGCCUGAUGAAAAUAAACAUUUCGUAAAUAUUUUUAUGAGGGCUGAAGUAGUAGAUGGAAAUGUAGAACCUGUGGUGAUGGAACCACAUAAAUGCGAAUGCUGGAAAUGGGUAUCAUGGGAUGAAUUCAUUAAAGGUGGUGUUAACGGUGUAUUAGAAAACAAAUUAGUGAAUCAAUAUAGACCAAUGUUUCAACCAAUGGAAACUUUAUUAAAUGAAAACCCCAACUAUGAACCGAUUUAUAAAUUGAUAGACUUCCAAAAUUGA
Molecule: messenger RNA, 504 nt
Organism: Funneliformis mosseae
Lineage: Eukaryota; Fungi; Glomeromycota; Glomeromycetes; Glomerales; Glomeraceae
Source: the annotation of a GenBank genome assembly